Messenger RNA from Dermatophagoides pteronyssinus (European house dust mite), 406 nucleotides. RefSeq lists its product as uncharacterized. Lineage: Eukaryota; Metazoa; Arthropoda; Arachnida; Sarcoptiformes; Pyroglyphidae. The record is from RefSeq and is a predicted model, not a curated record.
ACAAAGAAAAGAAAUGGCUCAACUUAUUCUUGGUCUUGGAAUUGGAUUGUUUACAUUGUUAUUAUUAUGGGCAAUAGCAAUCAUAUUUUGUUUGAUUUCAUCUCGUCUUCGUGUUCCGGCCAGUUAUAUUGGUCCAAUAUCCUGUAUGAUUGCAUUGUUUAUAACAAUAAUUCUAUUAUCAUUACCAAUAUCAAAACGUUUGGAUCAAUCGUUAUCAUCGAUAAAUAAUAAUAAUAAUAAUAAUAUUCGAAUGGAAAAUAAUAAUAAUAAUCAAUCGAUUCAAAUGACAUCUAUUGAUGAAAAUGAAUUUAUGAUUGUUGAUUGGAAUACCUAUAUUUUAUUACCAUUAUGUUUGAUAAUAUCAAUGAUAUUAUUAACAAUAACAUCAAUAAUGUCAAUACAAUUU